This is a messenger RNA of Fusarium fujikuroi IMI 58289, 1410 nucleotides long. RefSeq lists its product as uncharacterized. Bases 1 to 1410 code for a protein of 469 amino acids. The record is from RefSeq and is a predicted model, not a curated record. NCBI's taxonomy places the organism in Eukaryota, Fungi, Ascomycota, Sordariomycetes, Hypocreales, Nectriaceae. The transcript has 2 exons.
AUGAAGCUGAAUAAUUUCCUCCCCUUCUUUGCCUACCUGGUAGGCCAUGGUGUCCUCGCAACGCCCAAGCAGGAAACCAUCGAAGUCGAUGUCUGUAUUGUCGGCGGUGGCGCAACUGGUGCUUACGCUGCAGUCAGGCUGCGAGAGGAUUACGGCAAGAAGGUCGUGGUGAUUGAGAAAGAGAACAAACUUGGCGGCCAUGUCCACGUUUACAAGCCCAGCGCCAAUGCGAGCCCGAUCAAUUACGGAGUCCAAGCGUACCUUGACCGAAAGACAACCAAGGCUUUCUUCAAGCGGUUCAAUGUCGGACUCGUCUCUCCCAAUCUAGUCAGCGCCGCCGAGGGGUUACUCACCACCAAGGACAUUGACUUCAGCACCGGAAAGAAGGUUGAUCCCGACUACGGCACUGUCAAUGCCACUGUCGCCCUGGCCACAUAUGCUGCAUUGGCCAUCAAGUAUCAACCCUGGUUCGAGAACGGCUACUUCAAGAAGGGAGAAGUCCCCGAGGACCUUCUUCUUCCCUUUGGCGAGUUCCUUGAGAAGUACCAGCUUGGAAGUGCCCUUUCCAUCCUGCGAACCCUUAUCUGGCUUUCCGACGCGACGCACACCCCGACCUGGAAUGUCAUGGCUGUUGUUGGAGAGCCUCAGCUUGCGGCCUUUGGAUUUGGUCUUACUGGCCCUUCAUUCAAGUAUCCAUCAACAGGCUCUACCCAGUCGCUCUACGACAACGUCUACAACUUGAUCAAGGAUGACGUUCUUCUUGAAAGCACAGUUGCCUGGAGCAAGCGAACUUCCCAGGGCUCAGAGCUCGUCGUGCAGACACCCUCUGGCAAGAAGACCAUCAAGGCCAAGAAGGUUCUCUUUGCAGCAACUCCUUCGCCCGAUAACGUGGGUACCUGGGACCUCGAUACCAAAGAAAAGUCGCUCUUCUCCAAAUUCUCCUGGGAGACGCUGUACGUUGGCGUCGUCGGCAAGACAAGCCUACCCAAGGACGUCUCCGGCAUUACCAACACCGCUGACAACGCCACUAACUACUACCUUCCACGAGGUAACUUUGUCGACGCCUACUCUCGUUCCGGUGAGCAGGACCUUUGGACCACUCGUGUCCUUGGUCAGGCCAACCUGACAGCUCAGAAGGCCAAGGCUCUCAUCAAGCAGGUCUUCACCAACAUUGACAAGGCUGGAACUUACGAUGUUACCACUCCUGAUAUUGUUGCAUUCGCAUCUCACGGAUUGACUGUUCCCAAGGUCUGUGCUCAGGAGCUUGAGGAGGGCUUCUAUAAUAAGAUUUAUGCCCUCCAGGGCCAGCGCAACACUUUCUGGACUGGUCUCACAUGGGCUCCUGAUUACACUCCUAUUCUUUGGGACUUCACUGAGAAGCUCUUCCCCCAGAUCCUGUCUGGACUUUGA